This is a messenger RNA of Solenopsis invicta (red fire ant), 8055 nucleotides long. Its product is annotated as TBC1 domain family member 14. NCBI's taxonomy places the organism in Eukaryota, Metazoa, Arthropoda, Insecta, Hymenoptera, Formicidae. The transcript has a single exon. The record is from RefSeq and is a predicted model, not a curated record. Bases 561 to 2450 code for a protein of 629 amino acids.
UCAGUGGAGUGUGCUGUUGUGUGCUGUCAGAGUGUCAGACGUCAGUGGUCAGUGCCGUGCAUGCUGGUGCACGUGAGUGCACGCGGUUCUUUGAUCUCACGACUGAUUUCAAAGAAUGUGACCUUCCGUCGUCGAUUCCGGGACUCUCGUUUAGGUUUUCUAUCGUGCGCCGUAUUUUUAGACGCGAUUGAUCAGUCUUGUCCAGCGGAUAUUGGCGACUCGAUUACGAUUUUACGAGGCGAGGCGUCUAGCGACGCGAGACCAUUCAACAUAUCGCACGACAUGAUGCGCCUGUGACGCGGAGAACAUCACCGUCUGGCACCGUCUUGAAGAGGCUGUACGGGAUUGUCCGCGGUCACCGUUCGACGUGUCGUCGGAUCGAGAGGGGUGGUUUCUACAUGCCAGCCCGUUCUAAGUUCUCGACAAUCGAUAGGGAAACAUGCAUGUGCACGGACUCGUGAGCCUCGCUCGUCGAGGGACUCGGCGUUCGGGGAACGGUUAUCCUCGACGCUCGGAGGCGACUUGGACGCGCCGGCAAGGUUAGGCGGCCGCGACCAGUCAUGAAGAGCCCUGUGAACGGGACCAGCGCGCAUCCCGUCUCGUCGCCGAGCCCGCAGACGUCGGGAAGCGGUGCGAAGUCCCGUCACAACAACAUCGCCAGCAGCUUCCAAGUGGUGAAGAUCGCCGGGCGCGAGUCUGGAUGCUACAUCGCCAGCAAUAUCGCGCCGAAGGUCGGCAAGCAGCAGUUGGUGUCUCUGAACGGCGACACGGUGCGCUGCGACAGCGUCAACGUCGACGAGGCGCUGGCGUGCGACGUAGCGCCCAUACCGGCGGCAAAGACCAAGGCUCUGUGCGUGCACAUCAGGGAGAACAAGUGGUACGACGCCGGUAACGUGGUCUCCGUCGGGGUGGCGGGCACCAGCCUAAAUCAUGCCCUCGAGAGCAUGUCCUUGGCUUACAAUCCCUCCACAAAGCAACUGUACUCCGUGGAGGAGCCCAGGAUACCCAGCAACGCACAAAUCGACUGUAAUACUCUUCAGUAUCUAGAAUCUCCGUGUAACGGUAAGGAACGGACGUCAGGUGUGAAGCUUGACGGGGACAAAUAUAUGAAGCUUGAUGGGGAUAAGUAUAUGAAACUUGAAAAUAUUAGCGCAAACAGUAGUCCAAGAAAUAGUCUGCCACGUUCGUGUAGCAGCACAGUGUCUUCCCUUAGCGAAAUAUCACCUUCAGGCAGCUUUUUAGGAUCCGACGAGCAGCACGUCGUAGAGAAAAGUGAUAAGAUAACUAAACGUUGGGGUCUAAACACACUUUUUACAAAGAAUGUGUUCUCAUGGAAGAGCAGGAGCUCUCAACAUUCGACACCUACCAGUAGCCCAUCUAGAAAUAUUGACAAGAUAGGAGGUAGCACAGCUUUAAUUCAGCAACCGAGACCAGCAAAUUUACCAGCCAAAAACGUCCUGGAGGAGGAGCGCCACCGUAAGCAAUACGAUGCUAUUUUAGAGGCAGCAAGGAAGAGGGAACUACGCGAGGAGAAAGAGCGUAAGCAACAACGAGAGUGUCAGCUGAGAGAAGAGAAGAGAUUGGCCGAGGAUUCCAACACAUGGAAUGUGCAUGUUCUACCCAAGUUCGAGAGUGUUAGAAAUACGAAAAGAGUAAGGGAAUUGUGGUGGCGCGGUGUACCGCCGAGUGUCCGCGGUAGGGUAUGGAAAUUAGCAAUCUCAAAUAAUUUAAAUAUAACACUGCACCUCUAUAAUCUCUGCUUAGAGAGGGCAAUGUCGUGCCCUAACAAUGAGUCAUUAGCUGCAAUCAGAUUAGACGUAUCUCGUACCUUUCCUACCUUAUGUGUCUUUCAAGAGGGUGGACCAUUAUUUGAUAGCCUUCAGGGUAUUUUGGCAGCGUAUGCCGUAUACAGACCGGAUGUGGGCUAUGUGCAAGGUAUGAGUUUUGUGGGUGCUGUCUUAUCGUUGAAUAUGGAGCCGCCGGACGCCUUUGCCUGCUUCGCGAAUUUGCUAAACCAUCCUUGCCACAGAGCCGCCUUUACAUUGGACCAAAAAAGAAUGAAUACUUACUACAAAGUAUAUUCUAGUGCUCUUGCGCAUAAGCUGCCAAAAGUCUUUUCCCAUUUUACCAUAGCUGGAUUAAGCCCUGACUUGUAUCUGUUAGAUUGGUUGUAUACCAUAUAUGCUAAAGCAAUGCCUCUCGAUGUUGCAUGUAGAAUCUGGGAUGUCUUUCUCAGAGACGGAGAUGAGUUUCUCUUCAGAACCGCAUUGGGGGUGUUGCACUUAUAUCAGGAAGAAUUAUUGAAAAUGGACUUUGUACACGGCGCACAAUUUCUUACUAGAUUGCCAGAGAAUCUACAAGUAGAAUCCUUAUUUAACAGUAUUAGUCAGAUGUCUACUACUGUUGGGACGACAACGUUUCAGCAGAUGUUGGUUCAAUAUUCUUCAUAAUUUAGUAUAUCAAAAUGUAUAGUAAAAUUGAGAGAAGAAAAGUUUUCUUCUUGUGAUAACUAAAUCUGAGUCUUUGUGCAAAAAAAUUUAUACAUUAUUUAAAAUUAUUUGAAUUAUUAUUUGAAUUAUGUGAAAAUUUUGUUACAAUAACAAAAUUUUUGUAACAAAACAUAAUUCUACCUCGUGUUUGUUUGAGAAUAACUUAUGUUAAAUAUUUCAGAGAUGUAUGUAGAAAUAUAAUCUCUGAUCUUAUAAAAAUAAUAAUGUAUCUAUUAUUUUAUUAUUGAGAUAAAAGUAUAAUGUAGAUAUUAAUUGCACAACAAAUCAGAGAAGGAUAAUUUUCAAAAAUUUAUGAUAAAUAUAUUUUUGUUAUAAAUUUUUGGAAAUUAUAUGUAAAUGAAUAAAUUUGUUAUGGAAAUAUUUUCCAUGUAAAUAAUUAACUGUACUGUUCAGUUAUAAAUGUUUUCUUACAACGAAUGAAAUUAGGAAAAAUGAUCUGCAAUUUACAUAACAUGAAUGCUGUGUUAAUAGAUUUGUAUUCGUUUUACAUUUUCAUUUAAUAUUUUUUUGAAACGUGAUAUAUCUUAUAUCUUGAUAUCUUUUGAAAAGUAAAUCAGAAAAAAUAUUAUUAAGCUACAUAUCCAUAUAUGUUGUUUUAGUUUUCAUCAAUUUUUAUUAUAGAUAUUUAUGCCAGCUUAUAAUUUGUGAUAUUCGAAUAUCCGAAAUAUCCAUCUUGCUUCACAUACCAUGUAUAUUACUAUAUAUGCAAUAUUGUAUUUCAGCUUUGAGAGAUAUAUUGAUCUAUUCUUUGUGUAUUCUCUCGAUUUUUACAUUCUCUUCAAGACUGAAGGGAGAUAAGUAUAUACUCAAAUGCAACAAUAUUAUCCACCUGCAAAACUGGUAUUAUCCUCAUAAAUAUACGUCACGAAUAUAGAAUUAGCCGAAAUUAAAAAGAGAAAAAAUUCUUGAUAUGCAUAAUAUUCAAUUGCUACUUACAUUUUGGACAUGCUGACGAUAUAUUAUAAUAAGUAUCCAACAAUAAAUACUGAAACAGUUGAGAUUACACACCGAGAAAUAUAUUUUGUCCAAAAUUUUAUUUAAUAUUAGGUUAGCGAAGUUAAAUAAUGCAAACAUAUAUGUAAUGUAUGAUUAACACUAGAAAUACCAUUUUUCACUCACUAAAAAAAAUCAAGUGAAUAAAUAAUUAUUAUAAAGGAAAUAAAGGAAAAUAAAUGAAAAAAAUAUUUCAUCAAGAUAAAAAAAAAUUGAUAAGUCAAAAAAUUUUAGAAUCUUGUUUUUAAUACACAAGCAAUAGGAUAUUUAUUUAAAAAAUAGUAAUGGUUAAUAAGCGCGAUACUCUUGGUAUUAAAAAUUAAGAAAUUUCUAUAAUAUUGAAGGAGAUCUUUAAUAUUUUAAUAUUUUACGUACUUGCUAAAAGUAUAUAUUAUUUAUAAUAUUACAUUUUUUGCUAAAUAAAUUUUUCUCAAAUACGUACAGUGGAAGUUUUAACGCAAAUCGAUGCACGCCGUUUGCAUUAUUUUGCUUCGUUAUUUUUAGUCUUUGGAAAUUAUAAAUGUAUUGAGUACGAGAUUACUAAAGUGAAGCGCGUAAUAAAAUGUUGUUAUGCAAUAGAAGUUUUACUAAUUUAUACGUUUUAAAUUAAGAUAUUUUUUAUAAUUACUAUUGUCACAGUGUGUGAUAAUUUAUUUAGUUUCAAAUAGCGAGAUCUUAUCAUGUCCCGUCUUUUGAGUGGCCUUCAUAAUGAAGAUAAGAUAAAUUCGAGAUUUAAGAAUGUGCGAAUUAUGCAAUUAUUGAACUUUAUUCUCUAAAGGGAAGUAAUCUCACAAAUGUAUUUUCAUACAACAUAAAUGCAAUAUGCUUAUUGAGUGUGCUUGUCAUACCGUAUGUUUAAUGAAUGUGAGAACGAAAAGAUUUUAGGGGUGUCCUACAGGGUGUUUACUAAUGGAAAAACCUAGAAAUUUUAGGAAAAUUAUUUCUUAUUCUUGAAAAUUAGGGAUAUUCAUUGAAUUUUAUUAAUGUUCAGAAAAUUUUUGAGUUUUUACUUUUAAAUUUAAAUUUUAUUGACAAAGUUUAUUAUUAUUUUUUUAUAAAAUUUGAUUUUUUAAUGUUAUGUAACUCACAAGUUUUUAUAAAAAUUAAUGACAAUAUAAGACAAUAUAUCAUUCUAAUGUGACGGUGCGUGUUUGGAGCGUCCCGUUGGACCACGUUGCAAUUUACCACAGCCACUCGCAACGCAAUUUUUCUCUUGAGACACAGUCAAUUAGAAAAUUUUAUAUUAAAUUAACCAAUUAGCGACGUGAGCAAUCGAAAUGUCACCCUGUGUGUUUAAUCAUUAUAAGUUAGAGCCAUGUAUUGGUCAGAUUAUCACAUGGUACAUUUAGUUCACAUUGUUUUUUUUUUAAAUAUUUUUUUGAAUUUAAUAUUUAAAACUUAAAUGACUUCUUUAUGAUUUUGUGAUAAAGAAUAUUACAAAGAAUAAUAAAAUAAUUUUAUUUCAAAGUAUUAAAAAUUCUGUGAUCCUACCUGGAAUUUUAGAUAAAAUUCCUGGAAUAUCAGAGAAUUUUCAAAGAAUUCUUUUAUAAAAUUUGAGUAAACACCUUGUCCUAACAUUUUGAAUAGAUGAUAUCAUCGAUCGAUCGGUCGGUUUUGAGGUUGCCAACGAUAUUUCAGGAUGAUUACAUCAGGAUGAGUACAUUGCAUUAGCUUCAUACGUAUGACACAGCUUAGGAGCUUGAAAAUUAUACAAAAGAUAUAGAAUAUUAUCAUAUCUACCGAUAUUAUAUUCAAAUAUGUAUCUCUUUUAUAUAAUAUGGACAAGUCUUAGAGCAGAAUGGCGAAGGUGGAAGCAUUUGCCGAAAUGUGUACUAGUCGCUGAAAUAAACAAUAAUAUCACGGCUCGUUAAAUUCGCAUUUAUUUUUACGAGACGAGAUUAUCCACGGUAUAACGGUAUACUACGACGUUUUGGUUGUACCUAUGUGUUUUAUACCUGUGCGUUUUUACAAAAUGUUAUGCGAUAAUUUGCGCGACCAGUGUGCAACCAAUGGAUGUGCUUCUCAAUGACUAUAUACAUAUGUUUUAUAGGAAAUAUAUGUGAUUCUCUCAUAUAUUAUGAUAAGAAUACGAAAAUACGUCUUGAGAUACGAGGCAUAAGUGAACUCACGAGUGUAAUAUAUAUCCUAGUUUUUAAUCGACAAUACUCUCAUUCCAUCCAUUAUUCCAAACUACUACUUAGCGUUCAUGAACAAUACAUAACGAAUAAGUUUAUAGAUGUAUAUAAAGAGAGCACAAAUGAAUAAGACGUAAUUAGAGAACACAAUAAAUUAAAUUAUUUGGAAACUUUUAAUAUAAAAUUGUGUAUCUACGUACAUUGAUUAACAGUUGCGUUUGUACAUUUAAGUAUCUGCAAUAGAUUUUCUUUUUUGUUUCUUAAAAUGAAAUUACUCAAUCUUGCAUAUGGCAAUUGCUAAUAAAAUAUUAAUAAGAUUUUUAAUUUACUCGAUUGUACGAUGUACUUACGUGAAAUUAUAUUUUAUAUUGAUUAUUUUAUGUUAUUAAAAUUUUUGUUUAUUAAAUGGUCAAAACAUUUAAAAGUUUAAAUACAUAUAACAAUUUAAAUACAUGCGUUCUAUAUUUACUCCUGUUAUCUCGUACUUUUUUAUCUUUUGCAUAGGAGAUAAAUUUUAUAAAGAACCUUGCAAAUUUUAUUUCAUGAUGGUAAUAUAUUGUAAUAAUUGUAAUAUAACUUAGCUUUAUUUUCUGAUCAGGUUUUUUUUAAAUUAAUUUUGUUCGUGUCUACGCUAUGUAACAUCAUGUCUUGAUUAAUUAAAUUGUUUUAAUACGUAUGACUAUGUAUAAAUCGUAUAUGUGUGUAUACCUUCUACUUUCGACAUGACAUAAUUUCAUAAAAUGAUUGACGAUGAUGUGCCAACCGUGUCGAAGUUGUAAAAUAUGUAUGGGAAGACCUUUUAUAAAAGAUGUCUCCGUGCUAUAAGCGCAAAUCGAUUAUCAAGUUUUUUAAUUAUUAGCGUCACGUUAUGCGGUUGGCUAAUGUACUGAAUACAAUGCAAUACAGUUAUCUCAUUUUUUACUGAUGGAUGGUAAUGUGAUUGAAACAUGCAACACACGAAAAUGCGACGUAUAUGUCCAAAAAUAACUGUAACCGUCACACAAUCGAAGUGGAACGCGAGGAUCUUAUAAUUUGUCCGCCUUAUCGAUUUAAUGAUCGCGUUAUAAUGAAUGCGAGUUACUACAACCAGAAAUGUAUGUAUGUGUAAUUGAGUACACGUGGCGUAUGCUUGUGCAUGUAUUGAUUGCAUCGAAUACUUAUAGGUAUAUCUACGUUCUGCUUAGAAAUUCUACAAGAAAAACAUGUUUUAAAUACAAUUCUAUUUUUUCCGAUUACUGUAAUUAUAUAUAUAUAUAUAUUUUUUUUUUUUUUUUAUACAGUAAUAACUCUGCUGUUCUGUUCGAGUUUAUUUAAUCUAAAAUGUACUUUAUUUUCCUAUUAAUAUUUUAUAAAAAAUUUUUUUUUCUUUAACGAUUUCGUCUGGUAAUGUAACAUUUUUUUCUAUGAAAAUUUUUUUAUUUUUGUUUAUUUCUUUAAAAUCAUAUUGACGGCUAAAUAAUACAAUAAUAUAGUAAAUUUAAAAACAGCAGGACAAAAGAGAUUUAUUGUCUUCAAAUUUACAAAAGACACUCCCAUAAAUAAUAGAUUUACUGAAGUUAUAUACAAUAUAUACAUAAUUUUGAAAUGUUUUGGAAUACGUGAUGCAGCAAAUAAUAUUUGGUCUUGUGGAUAUACCUAUGUUACUUGAAUUUUUAAGUUCCCUCUACUUAAGGUUGAAUAGAUACGAUGCCUAAAGGACAUGAUAAAAUCGUGUAAAUGCAAACGUAAAAAAAUCUGUGCACAAACAACCAUGCAUCAUGCACUAUGUGACACUUCUGUGUUCCUUGUCAUUAGUGCCUCGAUAGAGGAACUCAUUGUAUAUUUUAUACGCGUUUUAUCGUGUGUACAUUUACCUUAAGUGCAAUAUUGUAAUAUAUAUUUUUUAAAGAAUCGAUCCCACAAUAUUUAUUUUGUCAGAUCUACCUAGAUCAGUAAAACAUGUAAAGUAUACAUAGAGAUGUUAGCGAAUUAGAAGAAAAAAAAAGGAAAGGGAAAAGACGAUCUUCAUAUUUUUUAAUACGAAAUUUGAAAAGGAACUGGUUUUCUCUGGAAAAGAUGUGAAGUUGUAAAGUAGCUAGUUUGCGUUACGAAUUCCAAAAAAAUCCCGGACGAUUGCGAUAAAAUGUGAUGCACAACCACGUCUCUAUGACGCUUUUUAUUAGAGGAGAUCUCACGGCACCACGUGAGGACUAUUAUGUAUAUAACUACACGCUUGCUUCCUAAUUUAAUCGAAACAUAAGGGUUAACGAUAUCUACCGCAAUAGUGUAAUGACCAUUUUUAUAUUAUGUAAUGGAUUACGAACGCAAUUGUAAGCGUGCUAAAACGUGCGUGUAAGGAACAUUGUAAAUGACACCGGCAACAUAUCUCUAUGACUUUUUUUCCUAUACGAAUAAAAAUUAUGCUCUAUGACAUCGAA